AUGUACCAAGCAAGUGCCACAGCCCCAACGGUCUUCCCAUUGCCUCCCUGUAGCCAAGAUGACACCGCCGCCUCUCAGGUCACUGUGGGUUGUUUGGUUUCUGGCUACUAUCCUGAACCAGUCACAGUGCAAUGGAAUUCAGGAGCCAUCUCCAGCGGCAUCCGGACCUUCCCUGCACUAUUGGAUUCAUCCAGUGGCCACUACACCCUCACCAGCCAGCUCACCAUCCCAACCAGCACCUGGGAAUCGGAGAAGCUCCAAUGCAACGUCGCCCAUGCAGCUACCAGCUCUGAAAUCACCAAGGAGAUUGACCGCUCUAUUGCACUACCUCCAGUGGCCCCAGAAGUCCGCCUGCUCCAUUCCUCCUGCAAACCUAGAUCCGGAGAUGCCACCAUUGAGCUGCUGUGCGUGAUCUCUAGCUUUUACCCCAAAACGGUGACGGUGGAAUGGCUGGUGGGUGGGGAAGCUGGGCUGCUGGCUUCAUUCACUGAGGAGCCCAGGAAGGAUGCUCACGGAUACACCUUCAGCACCACAAGCACAGUCAACGUCAGCCAAGAAGACUGGCAGGCUGGGAAUACCUACUACUGCCAGGUGUUCCAUGAAGCAACCCAAACCAAAGUGAAAAGCAAAGCCAAGAUAUGCGAAGAUAAUGCUGAAUGCCCCGCCGGCGGCAUUAAUGUGCACAUCAUACCCCCAACGCCACAAGACCUGUACGUAAACAACGACCCCAAGCUCACCUGUGUGGCGGAGAAUCUGGAAAACGCAGAUGGGCUGAAAGUCACCUGGUCACGAGAGGAUUCUGGCCCCGUGAGCCCAGAACUACUGGAAGUGAAAGAAGAACUUAAUGGAAGGUUCACUGCUACCAGCUCCCUCCCUGUCACAACGUGGCUGCAGGGCGAGAAAUUCACCUGCAACGUGGAAUAUCCAGGCUUGACUGCUCCCAUCACUAAGACCAUUGCCAAGACAACAGGCACUAGCACCCCUCCCGGAGUGUUCCUCUACCCCCCUCACCACGAGGAAAUCAACGCUCGGCCAGCAAUGCUGACCCUCACCUGCCUGGUCACAGGAUUCACCCCCAAAGAAGUUUCUAUCCAGUGGCUGAAGAAUCACAACGCCAUGCCUGAAUAUCACCAUGUCAACACCCCGGUCAUGAAGGGCAACAAGAACGACUCCUACUUUCUAUACAGCCACAUGAAAAUCCUAUUCUCUGACUGGAACAACGGAGUUUCACACACCUGCAUGGUUAUCCACGAAGCCCUCCCCAUGAAGUUCACCCAGAGGACCGUGGAGAAAUCCCAGGAGACGACUGUGUCAGCAGAUGUUGAUUAUAGUGAUGAGAAAAAGGAGGAACUGGACCACUUGUGGGUCACCAUCUUUGUUUUCUUCAUCCUCUUCAUCCUCAGUGUUUGCUAUAGUGCCGCCGUGACACUGUUCAAAGUAAAAUGGCUCUUCUCUAUGAUGCUGAAGCUGAAGCAGCAGCAGCCACCAGGCCCUGACUAUAAGAAUGCAGGAGCGAUGCUGGCAAUGCCGGACUUGCGCUCCACCAGCCGGGGCCAGGCAUGGUGGGCUGCCGGAGGGGACGGCCCGAUGGGCAGGGACGCUGCCAGCUGUGCUCCGCCUCCACCUCCGCCUGCUCGGCAGAAGUGGCUGCGCAGCCGUCCAGGGAGCCCUGGCUGCCGCACCAAUGGGAAGCUCGCGGACGGCUUCCCCACAACGGCGCCCGCAGCCCAAGAAGAGGCGGCAUCUCCCACAGCCCCAGUUGUCUUCCCAUUGUCCCCCUGUUGCCAAGACCUCGCCACUGCCUCCCAGGUUACCGUGGGCUGUCUGGUCUCUGGCUUCUUUCCCGAACCAGUCAAAGUACAGUGGAAUUCAGGAUCCUCCUCUGACAUCCGGACCUUCCCUGCACUAUUGGAUUCAUCCAGUGGCCACUACACCCUCAGCAGCCAGCUCACCAUCCCAACCAGCACUUGGGAAUCAGAGAAGCUUCAGUGCCAUAUUGCACAUACAGCUACCAGCUCCUCAAGCAACAAAGAGAUUGGACCCUGUGAAAAGAAAGAUCCCGUAGCCCCAAAGGUCCGCUUGCUCCAUUCCUCCUGCAAGGCCAGCUCCGGAGAUGCCACCAUUGAGCUGGUGUGCGUUAUCUCCAGCUUCUACCCCGACAAUGUGACGGUAAAUUGGCUGGUGAGUGGGAAACCUAUGUCGCAACCCUCAUUCACUGAGCAGCCCUGGAAAGACACCCGUGGCCACACCUUCAGUACCAUCAGCACAGUCAACAUUAGCCAAGCGGACUGGGAGGAUGGGAAUGUCUAUGUCUGCCAGGUGUCCCACACAGCAACCCAAACCAUGGUGAGAAGCAAAGCCAAGAUCUGUGAAGAAUCCUCAGGAACUCCCCUCAAAGUUUUCAUCCUACCCCCAAGCCCCAGCGACAUUUACAUGGAUAAGCAACCCAAACUCAGCUGCGUGGUAGUCAACUUAGAGAGCGAAGAGGAAGAACUGGAAGUGACCUGGUCACGGCAGGCAGCAGGAAGUCUAAGCCCUGAGCCACUCGCCUGGAGAGAGGAGGUCAAUAACACCUUCACAGCAUCCAGCUCUGUGACCAUUUCCGAAAGCGACUGGUUGUCAGGGGCGACUUUUAUCUGCACAGUCAAACACCCGUCCCUGCCUCAACCAAAAGCAAGAGAGAUUAGCAAGAAGAAAGAAACCAAAGAAGCUCCAGGUGUGUAUCUCUUCCACCCCCACAAUGAUGAGCUCAGGUCUAAUGGCCGUUAUGUCUCCAUCACUGCCCUGGUGAAUGGGUUCAAGCCCAGUGACAUAUCCCUGAAAUGGCUCAAGAAUGGGAACCCACUUCCUGAAGCUGACUAUAUCAGCACCCCAGUCUACAGUGAUGGCGACGGUUCCUAUUUCUUGUUCAGCAAGCUGAAAGUCCCAAAAGCAGACUGGAACAGAGGUGAUGCCUAUACCUGCAUGGUUGUCCAUGAAGGUCUGACCCUCAAGUUCAUCCAGAAGACCAUUGAGAAAUCCCGGGAUAAAAAAUGAAAACUGCCCUCAGCCACCACUGCACUGCAAUCCCCUCGCCCUAUGGCCCCAGAUAUAUAUUUUCUCUCUCUCGAGAUUGUUAGACCAACCCUGUGUAAGUAAUCUCCAUGCAAAAAUGUACCCAAUGGCUGAAUAAAAAAAGAAC
Messenger RNA from Zootoca vivipara (common lizard), 3181 nucleotides. The record is from RefSeq and is a predicted model, not a curated record. Lineage: Eukaryota; Metazoa; Chordata; Lepidosauria; Squamata; Lacertidae.